AUGGCAUCUGAAACCCAAUACGUCUCACGAGAGGUUCCACGAAUCUCGCUACACGAUUUCGAAGAUCGGAUCGAUGAAAUCACUCAUCAACUCAUCGAAGCCGCCGAGAAUGUCGGAUUCUUCAUCUUGAUCGGUCAUGGAAUUUCCAAAGAAGACAUCGAAUCCAUGUUUGCGACGUCAAAAAGUUUCUUCGAUCUACCGGACGAGGUCAAAGCAACCGUCCCCUGGAGUCCAAACAACGUCGGAUGGGAAAAGAACUCACAAGUUCGACCAUCUACCGGACAACCCGACACUAAAGAGUCCUACCAGUUGCAAUUUGGCGAGAAUAUGAACGACCUCUGGGUCAAGAACGACGACCUACCUGGUUUCCGGACCGCUUCUCUUGAUUUCAUGAAUCGCACCCAACAAGUAUCGGAAUGUUUGAUGCGAUGCUUUGCACGGGGCUUAGGGUUCCCGGAGAAAUUCUUCAUCGACUGCCAUGGAAUCUCACGACCAAACUCGCAAACCACUAUGCGUCUACUGCAUUACUUUGCGUUACCGGAAGUUUCCAACGGAAAGGUGUAUCAUCGCGCAGGGGCACAUGCCGAUUGGGACUUUUUGACUUUACUUUUCCAGAAGGACGGCCAGGGUGGUUUGGAAAUUUGUCCCGGUCGCGAGGUGGUGACGGAGUUCGGUAUUGGGGACAAAUGGACCAAGGUGGAGGCCAAGACUGGUGAGAUCGUGUGCAAUAUUGGCGAUUUACUCAUGUCCUGGUCAGAUGACCGGUUCAAGUCAACUUUCCAUCGCGUCAAGGCCCCCUGCGAGCCUGGUGACUAUUUCGGCGACCGGUACAGCAUUGCUUACUUCAAUCAGCCCUGUAAGGAUGCUUUGAUUCAGGGGCCUGCAAAGAAGUAUCCGAUGGUGACUGGGGCUCAGUUUACCGAUGCUGCUAUGAAACGAAAUUUUGCUGCCUUGCAGGAGAAGUUGAAGACGGUCGCAGCGGCAUAA
Penicillium vulpinum is the source of this 987-nucleotide messenger RNA. RefSeq lists its product as uncharacterized. Lineage: Eukaryota; Fungi; Ascomycota; Eurotiomycetes; Eurotiales; Aspergillaceae. Gene Ontology annotation, molecular function: dioxygenase activity. The record is from RefSeq and is a predicted model, not a curated record. The coding region runs from base 1 to 987 and encodes 328 amino acids. The transcript has a single exon.